Messenger RNA from Plutella xylostella (diamondback moth), 1443 nucleotides. It is a transcript of the gene CAH9, whose product is annotated as Carbonic anhydrase 9. Gene Ontology annotation, molecular function: zinc ion binding; carbonate dehydratase activity. Gene Ontology annotation, cellular component: cytoplasm. The record is from RefSeq and is a predicted model, not a curated record. Lineage: Eukaryota; Metazoa; Arthropoda; Insecta; Lepidoptera; Plutellidae.
AACGCAUCGCUUCAGCUCAUUCGCUUCAGUAUAAAAUCUGCGGGCCGCUGGUCAACGCUCAACCAGCCCAUAUAGGUACCACCAGUGUCCGUGAAAAUGAAAUCUCAAAUUAAUUUGGUUGCGUUCACUAUCUUAUUGGCGAAUGUCUCGCUAGUCCUGGGCUGGGGCUACCGCGCGUCGGACCAGCGGCGCUGGGCCGUGCUGCACCCCGCGUGCGGCGGGCGCCAGCAGUCGCCCAUCGCCAUCGCGGCGCGCCAGGCCAUCCCCAUAUCCAUCCCCGCCAUGGAGCUCAUCGGCUACCAGAACCCCCUGCCUGGACCGCUGACGAUCACUAAUAAUGGACAUUCUGUGGCCCUAUCCAUCCCGAAAUACAGUUCCGAGGAAGAAAAGAAGGGUUUCCGUCUGCCGUACAUCUUCGGCGGUCCGCUCGACAACGAGUACGAGAUCGAGGGGCUUCACUUCCACUGGGGGGACAAGAACAACCGCGGUUCCGAGCAUACCCUCAAUGAUAUGAGACUGCCGCUCGAGAUGCACAUCAUUCACCGCAACAAGAAGUACAGGAACCUAGCGGAGGCUCUUCAGCAUCCCGACGGUCUAUGUGUUCUUGCGUUCUUCUAUCAGGUCGUGGAAUUCGACGCUAAGCUGCUGACUCCGAUCGUGAAGAACCUGUCAGCCGUGGAGAACUACAACACGAGCAUGCAGCUCCCUCACACGUUCUCUCUGUCGUCGAUCCUGUCGGGGCUGGACACGGAGCGGUUCUACACGUACAAGGGCUCGCUCACCACGCCGCCAUGCGCCGAGGCCGUCACGUGGGUCGUGUUCUCGGACUACCUGCCCAUCUCCGUGUUCCAGAUGGACAACUUCCGCGGCCUGCUGUCCAACCUGAACCUCCCGCUCGUGGACAACUUCCGGCAGCUGCAGCCGCUGUUCGGCCGCCGCGUGUUCGUGCGGAUCACCUCCAAGAACCCCAAGUUCAAGAAGACCAAGCUGCACUACUCCAAGUGGGACUGGGUCGGCCACAAGAAGACCGAGAAUGACGUCGCCGAAUUUGACGAGUAGAUGAUAUCUCCACUUUAGGUGUACGCAUCGAAAUGAGUGUAUUCAACGGCAGUUUUUCACUAUACGGGUCUAAUUAACUGUGUUGUGUUUAAGUAUUUUAUCGAUACCAAAUAAUUUGUGUUGCAUUUUAUGCAUGUAUGGCACUGUCUCACUUACCAUUGUAUUAAUGUGAAUAAUGUAGAGUUUAAUUAAGUGAGGGGUUUUUAUUGAUCAAAGCUAGAUAUGUGAUUUGGAAUAUAGAACCAAGCUAGAGAAGUAAGAGUACUUUUAAGUAACUUUAAUGUAUUCGAUAAGUUUUGUUAGAGGUGAGUCGUACUUUGACUGUUUGGUCAAUGAAAGCACCGAGAUUCUGUUAAUAUUUUAAAUAAAUAUUAAAUAACUAUA